This is a messenger RNA of Ochotona curzoniae (black-lipped pika), 536 nucleotides long. It is a transcript of the gene SAPCD1, whose product is annotated as suppressor APC domain containing 1. The coding region runs from base 1 to 444 and encodes 147 amino acids. NCBI's taxonomy places the organism in Eukaryota, Metazoa, Chordata, Mammalia, Lagomorpha, Ochotonidae. The transcript has 4 exons. The record is from RefSeq and is a predicted model, not a curated record.
AUGGGGAGUCGGGGGCCUCACAGGCUGCCCCUGGCGCAGGCUCCAUACACGGUCCUGCUGCUGCCGCUGGAAACAAGCCGCCAGGAUCCAGCAGCCCGCAGCUUCUUUCUUUGGUUGCAGAGGAUGCAGGCUCUGGAGCGGCGGCAGGAUGCCCUGUGGCAGGGGCUGCAGCUGCUGGAACGUGGCCGUGCCUGGUUUGAAGAUGGCCUGAGGGAAGCUCAGCAAGAGCAACUGCACCUGGGGGCCCUUGGUGAGGAUUUUCUCACACAUUCAAACUCAGAGUCUGAUGGCUCCCACUUAGCCCAGAUUCAAACAGUCAACACCUGUUUGCAGACCCUUAUCCAGGAGAAGGAGCUGGCCAGGCAGUGGGAGAGCGCUGUCAGGUCCCAGCGUCAGCCGGCCCACAGCUGCCUGCAGGGGCGGAGGGGCGCCACCCGUGUCUGAACCUCCUCCUCGCAGCUCUCACCCUCUGGGUUACCCCACCUCGCUGCUCAGCCCCUCCUGAACCCAGCAGCCACCCCGCCGAGGUGCAUCAG